AUGUCACUGGAUAUUCUAGCGGAAUCUAUACUCCAACACAAUCCAACAACGCUUUUAAACUCACAACAACAUUCGGACGCGUCCUCCUCUUCGUUUGCUACCACUGCAACAGCUGCUACUACCACUACCAAAGCAGUUCGUCAGCAACUGGUGACUAUUUCCGCAAACAGAGCACAUACCUUUCUGGUAUCCACUGUUGGAUCAAAGCAUACCAGCCCCAAUGAAGAUUCUGAUGACCCCUUUAAGGAUAAGUCACAACAGCAACACAACUCCACUUCGAAAAUUGUCAGUCAAAAGGGGAAACACAAUUUUCUGCAUCAUAACAAGUCUUUUCUCAAAAAUCAAAAUUUGUUAAACUCAUCUGGAGUCAGAUCUCAAGAAGCUCAUACAUCGCAAUCGCAAUUUCAUCUAGGCUCAUUGCCCGGUCAACACUCACAUUCACAUUCACAUUCACAUGCACAUGCACACCACCCACAACAACAUCAGCAUCAACAUCAGCAUCAACAUCAGCAACACCAUGCCGUGUCUACAUCGCAACCACUGCGACCACCCGCCCCUUUCAAAGAAAAGACCAACGUGGCGGAGUAUCAACACGAAAUGAACGAAAACGGGGACGAGGACGAGGACGAGGUGUCGCUCGAAGUUCUUGAGGAUAUGCAUAAGCUUGAACAGCACUUUCCCGUAUUGGCCACUGAUUAUAGAUUAAUUGACAAAAUCGGUGAAGGAACAUUUUCCACCGUGUACAAGGCAGAAGCAAUCAAUGGGAAAAUUAAGCUCAAUAGUGAUGUUUGGAAAUCGCCUCCAUUGAAGAAACAAAAGACUGCUUCAGGAGACAAUUCCUCAAUGCAGGUAAUGAUCCAAAAGAAGAAAAAGAAGAACCCCAUUGUUGCGUUGAAACAAAUUUACGUCACAUCUUCCCCCAAUAGAAUAUUCAAUGAGUUGAAUCUACUCUAUAUGCUCACCGGUAACUCCAGAGUUGCACCAUUAUUGGAUGUCUUGCGCCAUCAAGAUCAAAUCUUGGCUAUUUUGCCUUACUACCAUCAUUAUGAUUUUCGUGAUUUUUUUCGUGACUUGCCUGUAAAGGGAAUCAAGAAGUACUUGUGGGAACUUUUCCAAGCUUUGGAAUAUGUUCAUAGCAAAGGCAUAAUUCAUCGUGACUUGAAACCCACUAAUUUCUUGUACGAUCCAUUCAAAGGACGUGGUGUAUUGGUUGACUUUGGAUUAGCUGAGAAACAAGUAACCACUUACCACCACUCUUUAUCAUCCAGCUCCAAUUCAUCCACCUCAUCUAGUGGUUGUCCUUGUUUGUCAAGGGAAACUCUUGUCCCCACCAACAAGUCAUUAUCCAAGAGAAUGUAUGUCAAAGGUGCAUAUCCUAAAUCUGACAAUCGACCACCCAGAAGGGCUAAUCGAGCAGGAACAAGGGGGUUUAGAGCCCCGGAAGUUUUAUUCAAAUGCACAAAUCAAACUACUCAAAUUGACGUUUGGUCAGCGGGAAUCAUUGGAUUUUCAUUAUUAACACGCAAAUUCCCCCUUUUCAAUUCACCGGAUGAUACCGAUGCCAUUUUAGAGUUGGCAUGGAUAUUUGGUUACGAUAAGUUGGUCAAAUGUGCAGAGUUGCAUGGAUGUGGGUUGGAGAUCUCCAUUGGUCAAUUGCACAAGUCUAAUGGUAAUCUAAUCAAGAUAUUGUACGACUUUUUGAAAACCGAAGUUGAUAACGAUAGUGUUCCUGAGGAUAGUGUCCUUUACGAGACUUUGAACUUGUUCAACUCAACUGGAGAUAAAUUCGUGAGACCCACUUUUGUUGAAGACCCCAACAUGUCACAAGAUGAACGGAAUAUCAUGGUUGAUGAGUUUAGAAAAGAAAUGGAAGAUUAUAAGGAUCACAAGUAUUUGAUGGAGUUGUUAUACUCGUGUUUCAAAUUGGAUCCCACUAAACGAUUGACUGCAAAGGAAAUUCUUGAAUUGCCGUUUUUCCACGAAUUGUCACCAUUGGACAAAGAUGAUGAUGUCGUAUUUUAG
Lodderomyces theae is the source of this 2022-nucleotide messenger RNA. RefSeq names its product serine/threonine protein kinase (gene CDC7). Lineage: Eukaryota; Fungi; Ascomycota; Pichiomycetes; Serinales; Debaryomycetaceae. Gene Ontology annotation, cellular component: nucleus. Gene Ontology annotation, biological process: mitotic DNA damage checkpoint signaling; protein phosphorylation. The transcript has a single exon. The record is from RefSeq and is a predicted model, not a curated record. Gene Ontology annotation, molecular function: ATP binding; protein serine/threonine kinase activity. Bases 1 to 2022 code for a protein of 673 amino acids.